Paramuricea clavata is the source of this 878-nucleotide messenger RNA. NCBI's taxonomy places the organism in Eukaryota, Metazoa, Cnidaria, Anthozoa, Malacalcyonacea, Plexauridae. The record is from the annotation of a GenBank genome assembly.
CUGUCCAACUGGAAGAGAACCUGAAAGUCCUUUCCCUAAAGAGACUUAAUACUGUUCGUUGGCAUUCACGCGAUCUAAAGGUCCUUCUCUCUCGUUAUGACUGCAUUUUAAGUGUCCUGGAAACCGUUGCGUUGGACAGUUUAAUUGAUGGAAACCCACGAAAAACGAGCAUUGGCUUAUUGAAGCAGAUUCAAACAAAGCAGUUUCUGGCUACCGCGUACCUCUUUCGAGAAAUAUUUGCAUCCGCUGGUCCGCUAAGCCGAUAUUUACAACGCGUUGAUGUUGAUUUUGGAAAAGCCCUGGGUAUGGUCGAAAGCGCGAUUGACGAGCUCAAUGAAUUGUGUAAAGAACCGGAGCUGAUUAUCAGAUACGUCGAGCAAAAACACAACUCCCCCAGCGUGAUCUGGCAACAACCAAGAAUCAGACGUCGAAGACGAAUCGAUGAUGAAAAUGCCGAAGGCGAACCUGCGGAAACACCAGAAGAUCACUGGAAACGUAACACAUUUUACGUUUCUGUGGACACAAUCUUAAAUUCAUUGAAGAAUCGGUUUGAGAAAAACCAACCCUUGCUCCAAGCUUUUUCGUUGUUUGCCCCAAGCCGUUUCCCACAACUUGUGAAGAAUUUCAAAACCGCACAUGAUCUUCAAGCGUGCCUUAACACCUUUUGUGAAACGUACAGUAUAGAUGCGUUUAGAUGUGCUGACGAAUUGUUCAACUUUGCUCGUUCUUUUGAGAAAUUCGACUGUUCAACUAUCUGCCAGCAAGAAGAUGAUGAUGAUGACGGCGAACGACGACGACGAUGACUAUGAUGAUGAUGACGGCGAGGACAACGAUGGUUAUGAUGAUGAUGACGAGGACGACGACGAAAUCUCAAGCAC